Emiliania huxleyi CCMP1516 is the source of this 1894-nucleotide messenger RNA. RefSeq lists its product as hypothetical. The coding region runs from base 1 to 1644 and encodes 547 amino acids. Gene Ontology annotation, molecular function: GTPase activator activity. The transcript has 7 exons. NCBI's taxonomy places the organism in Eukaryota, Haptophyta, Isochrysidales, Noelaerhabdaceae. The record is from RefSeq and is a predicted model, not a curated record.
AUGAAAAAGGUUCAGAAGGCGGUCGGGUUCAAAACGCCUUCGGGGCCUAUGCGCUUCACCGACGAGGACAAGAUGGAGGCGCACGGACCACCAUUUCCCAAGAAGUCUGCCGAGGCGACGCUGGCACGGCUGCGCAAAUUGCCCGGCAACAAGCUGUGCGGCACGUGCCGCACGCCCUCGACGAACCGCGGCGGUUUCGCCGACGUCGUGUUGACGUAUCGCAUUUUUGUUUGCCGAGACUGCCGGGAGUCGCACGGUGUCGCGGGGCACGAGGUCAGGACCGCCGAGCGACUUGCCAAACUGGACGUCCGGGCCAGCCUGACGCCGUACGAGGUGGAGGCGCUAGCGCGGGGCGGCAACGAGGUCAACGUCGCCACCACCUUUGCGUUGCUACCCGCCACGUCGUUCGAGUGGCCGACCAAAAGGACUGCGUCGUCGGAGCGCGACCAGUUUGUCCGGGCAGCCUAUGGGGAGAAGAAAUGGGCCUCUCGCGAGGACACGCCGGAGGAAGCGCCGCCGGAGCCGGCGCCCGCGCCCGCGCCUACACCGGCCGCUCGGUACGACUCGCGCGGGGCAGCCAUGCGCCUCCCCGGUGCCCCCGGGUACGUGCCGCCGCCUCCGGCGGCGGCGUCGGCGGCGCCCGCCGUCGCUGUCGCCGCCACUGUCAGCCUGCUUGAUGCUGCGGGGGCUCCGGAAUCACCUCCUCCUCCCUCAGCCGAGUCCGAGCUGGUCGACCUGUUCGCCGCGCCCGCCGGGCCAGCCGCCGCGUCGGUUGCUGGCAGCGAGAUGUCCGCCGCCGAUUCCUUUGGAGCUGUGGGCAGUGCUGGCGCGAUCGACUCGCCCUGGGUGCCGUCCGACGCGGAGCUCUCCUCGCCAUUCGCAGCGGGUUUGCCGAUGCCGGAGGCGGAGGCGGAGGCGGCACACCUGGGCUUCCGCAACCUCGCCUUGACCUCGGACGGCGGUGACUCCGGCGCGGGCAUGAAUGCGGAGCCCACUUACGCCUCCGCCCCGAUAGCGGCAAUGACGUUUGCUGACGCGCUCCUCCAGAGCGCAAUGAAUGGGACGGUGGCCGCGCCCGCCAAUGCGCCCGCCGCAGCAGUCGACUCUGACGCGGCGCCUCCGCCGCCCGCCGCCAUGGGCACGGGGAGCGGCCUCGGCAUAGGCUGGAGCGCCCCGCGCCCUCUCGUGUCGCCGCCGAAGCCGUUGGCGUCGCCAUUCUACCCGCAAAACGCCGGCCGCCCGUCCAUGCCAGUGCCGCAAGCCGGCAUCGCUGGGGUAGGAGGGUUCGCGGUGAGCGGAGGGGGCGUGCCGCCUCGCUACGUGCGCGGUAUCGACAACAACACCGCGGCCGACCCAGCUUUGCUGCAGCCUCAACGCAUGGCGACUAAAGGCGACAUCAUGUCUAUGUACGCGCAGAGCGCUCCGCCGCCAGCCCCAGCCCACGCGCUGCUCGGCGUGAUACCGGCGGCCUCGUGCGGGAUGCGGGUCGGGCCAAGCGGUCCCGCAUGCGCCGCUCCUUGGACCGCGAUGGCAGGCGGCGGCGGCGGCGCUGGAGGUGGCAGCGGUGGCGACGCGCCCGCUCUGCCCCUCCUCCUGCCAACGAAGGCGCCGAGCAAGGCGGACAUCAUGGCAAAAUUUGGGUAGAGGCUUUGCGCCGCGCAUGAGGCUUUGCACCACGUGACCUACCGAGUUGAGACGCGUUGGAUAUGGUACCGUGGGAAUUCGGCGGGCGGCGUGGCCGCGCUCGCCGCCUUUUCCACUGAUCUCCCCGAACUGAGGCGCGAGAUGAUUUCUAAUCCCGGAGAUGGUCUACCUGUGUUAGUGCCAGUGCGCGCCAGUCCCGUGCCUAGUGUCGUGCGAGGGAGUUUUUUGUUGUAAAAUUCUAAUCCCGGAC